Molecule: messenger RNA, 4251 nt
Organism: Pseudozyma flocculosa PF-1
Lineage: Eukaryota; Fungi; Basidiomycota; Ustilaginomycetes; Ustilaginales; Ustilaginaceae
Exons: 3
Coding region: 1-4251 (1416 amino acids)
Molecular function (GO): RNA binding
Source: RefSeq, a predicted model, not a curated record
AUGGGAGGCCUCAGUCAGGAUGAAGCAGGCCAUCUGCCUUCGACGCUGCUCUCAGCUGGCGCACAGGGGACCUUUCCACGAUCCGCUCACCUCGUCCUGUCCCGGAGAGCUCGUCAGAUCCAGGCCGACGAAGGCAUCCUGCCAUCGCCAGUCAACCGGCCCAAGGUGCCUGAUCACCGCGACGCCAGUGUAUCGAGAGCUUUCGACAGCGCCAGGACCAACCGGGGCAGAGCCAGAGCGGGCACCCUACCAUCAAGCUGGGGCGACCUACCGGCACCUUCGCUGACCGCCGAAUCCGUCUUCGCACCGGCCGAGAGCGGUCGCUUUGGCGCCCAGACCGGCGUUGCCUCUGGCCUGGUCCAGUAUCCUCAGAGCAGGCUGGCCCUGCACCAACACCAACCCGCCUUCGCCGACCCGAAGGGCGCCUUUGAUACGGCACAGACCAACAACCGGAUACGCUCGGGAUCCCUCACCCUGCCAGACGACGGGUUCGGCAACGCUUUCGGCCCUUCCAUCUUUUCGACCUGGCAGCCGUCGCGCUCGGGUCUAAGCAGCCUUGCCAUGGCGGCAGACAACGGCCUCGGUCCGCACCUCGACGGUGGCGAAGACGACUACGCGAGCAGGGACACGUUUGACGAAUCUAGCACGCUCGACUACCUCGGCCUAGCCGACGGCCAUCCUCGGCAGUCGGACGCCGGCAGUGCCAGCCUUCGCCAUCGAGCGUCGACGCUGGCUUCUUCCGCUGCGCGACCACGGCUCAGCGACGCCAACGGACGGGCCCGCAGCAGCAGCUUCCUGCCGGGCUUCAACUUCGAGCAUGUCCAAGAGCGCGACGAGUCGGUCGAUCAGGCCCCGAGCCAGCCCAGUGCAACCUUCGCCGCUUCGCCGAUACAUGACCGCUUCGGCUCGUUUGGCGGCAGCCUCUCUCCCGAUGUCGCUCCUACUCAGGGCCUUUCGUCCGGCUUCGGCGCAAGACCGAGGGCCACCAGCAUGGGCGGUCUCGAUGGGACCAACACCGUCAACGUGGGCCCCUCGCCACCAGGCUCAGCGACGCUGGCAUUUGAGAUCGACGAAGAUGCCAUCCGCCGGUAUGCCGUCGAGCAGAACAUCGAUCCCAAUGACUUCGUCACCUUCGCGCAGACAAAGGCGCUGCGCGCCUCUUUUUCACACGGCCCGCCUGCUCCGAUGGUCUCCCAGCUCGCCGGUCGGCACCGAGCCGGCACUAUUGCGGCCCUGAGCGGUCCCGGUGGCCGCCAGAGAACGGAGCAGGAGUUGACACGGAUGUUGACCUUGUCGCCCAACGCUGGCCACCAUCGCAAUGCCCGGCCGCAGGGACUCGGCGGCUACUUGGACGCCACGGUCAACCUCGACAGCGCAAGCGCUCGCGGCCACAGCGCCUCGGCUUCUGCCACUACGACUCCCAACACUCCCAACGGUCAGGCUGGCCAUCCGCCGAGCCGGAGCCUGUACAUCGGACAACUCAGCCCGUCCACCACCGGCCAGGACUUCAUGCAGGCGUUUGCUCCGUACGGCGCCAUCGACACGCUGCGGCUUCUGCCGGAAAAGGAGUGCGGCUUCAUCAACUUUGUCGACAUGCAAGACGCCAUCAGCGCAAGAGACGACAUCAUGAACCGUCUCGGCGGCAAGAUUGGACUCAGGACCACUUCUGCAGAUGGCGCGAUCCGUAUCGGCUUUGGCAAGGUUGAGGCCAUCCCGCAGACUGGCGGCUCUGGCCUGCAUGGCGGAAGCGGCACACCUAGCCGAGACUAUCCGUCACCGAGGCCGGAUCAGUCCGGCGGAGACGCGCCGUUUGCCUCUGCAGCCGACGGCAUCAACGAUCAACCGACGCGGGCUCUCUGGGUCGGCUCGAUUCCUGCGAGCACUCCCCUCAGCGAUCUUCUACAAGUCUUUGCUCCAUUCGGGCCGAUCGAGAGCGUGCGCGUCCUCGGCAGCAAGAAUUGCGGCUUCAUCAACUUUGAGAGGGUCGACGACGCCGUGAGAGCUCGCAAGGCGCUGCACGGCAGAGACAUCCUCGGCGCCAAAGUCGGCGGAGUCAGGAUCGGCUAUGCCAAGGUGCCAUCCUCGAUCGGGCAGGAGAGCAACGGCUACCCAAGCGAUGCCUCGGCCCCGGACUUUUGCGCCGCCGUCGAGGCCCUUUCCGAUCUGCAAGGCGCUUCGGCUGUCCCUGUCGACCAGCAGCUGGCCGGCGGCAACAUGGAAGAGUAUCGGAGCAAUCUCGUCCUGGGCCUCCUCGAGAAGCAGAGGACGUUGCGAUCCAUCACGCCGCCACAAGCUGCGAUCCGCAAGUCGGUCUCGAGCCCGUCGACGGGCCGCAUCGGCUCCUUUCCGACGCACAGCUCUUCCAACAGCAUCGUGCCUAGCAGUGACAAGGGCGGAGUUCCCCUGCCUGCCGACAUGAAGCCGCAGCCCAGCACCACCGACUGGCAGCUCAUCAUACGACACCUCGACGAGCAGGAUCCCGAGGUGGCGGAGCACAUCGAGGCGGUCGCGCAACCUAGAAGUCUUGCAACCUACUACACAAAGAUUCCGCUGGUCUCUGACACCGCAAACGGUCGCAAGUUCGACACUUCCAAGCUUAGAGAGCUUCGCAAGAGCAUCGAAGCGAGCAGCUGCACCCAGAGCGACAUCGACCGGACCGCGCGCGAUUUCCUGCCCGACAUCGUCGACCUCUCGAGCGACUUCAUCGGCAACACGUUGGUCCAGAAGUUCUUCGACCGAUGCAGCGAGGCUCUCAAGGUCUCGAUGCUCGAAAGCAUCGCACCGCACCUCGCCAAGAUCGGCAUCCACAAGAACGGCACCUGGGCCGCCCAGAAGAUUAUCGACCGCGCCACCACCGACGAGCAGCGAUCCAUGAUCGCCGAGCACCUCCGUCCCUACGUGCCGCCGCUGUUGACCGACCAGUUCGGCAACUACGUGGUGCAGAAGGUGAUUCCCUUCGGAUCACCCCACUCUGACUUCAUCUUUGAUGCCAUGGUGGAUCGGUGCUGGGAGGUGGCGCAGGGCCGAUUUGGCGCGCGCAGCAUGCGGGCCGUGCUUGAGUCGUCGCAGGCUUCCAAGCUGCAGCAGAAAAGGGUCGCCGCCGCCAUCGUCCUCAACUCCGUCCCGCUCGCCACCAGUCAGAAUGGGGCGCUGCUGAUGACCUGGCUGCUCGAUUCCACCAGCUUCCCUGGGCGCUUCGGCCUGCUGACACCCAGAUUCACGCCCCACCUCGUCCACCUCUGCACCCACAAGCUUGCGUCCCUCACGCUGCUGCGCAUCAUCACGCAAACCGUCGACCCUGAGGCCUCGCGGCGGGUGUUGUCAGCGCUGCUCGACGCGGACAAGCCGCACAUCCUCGAGGAGAUCGUCACAAACCAGCUGCAUGGCUCGCAAUUUGUCUUCAGGCUGCUCGCAUCCAAUGCGCUCGAUGCACAGACUCGGGCAGUCUGCGCAGGUCGCGUCACCGAGCUGCUCGUCCGACACAGGCUCCUCGACGCACCGCCGUACAGACCUCUGGUCGAGAACCUCGGCCUCGCGGCAGCCCGUCCUCCGCCACCUCCGACAGGCCCGUUUAUGCCUGCACCCGCGCUUGCACCGCCGACCUCCGCACUGCCGUAUGGGCAAGCAGCGUUACCGCGAGCACACUCGCAGCCCUUUGGGGACGAGACGGAGGCCGCUUCGGUGUUUGCACCGAAUGGCGUCAAGGACCUCACUAGCGCCAUGGCGCAGGCGUCGUUGCAGGGCACGCUCCCGCCCUCGGACUUGCGAGGUCCUAGAGCGGGCAGACCUCUGCGGCCUUCCUUGUUCCCCGGAAUCACCGAAGGCGGCGGCGGUGGUGGUGGUGGUGGUUUCGACUUUGCCGAGCGCGGUGGGCGGGGUGUAGACGGACGACGGUCUCAAAGCUACCAGUCCAACGCAGGCCUGCGGUCGCCCACGAUGGACGCCUUCAAUCCCUGGGCGCGGGCCAAUGCCGUCGGCUCGCCCGACCGAGCUCCUCCGGCCCUCGUCCAGCCGCACCUGAUGCCGGGCGGCGAUGCUCAGCAUCUCUUUCUGAACAACGGCAGUCGCGAGAUGUCGCCCUACAUCAACCUCAAGGCCCCGUCGUACAGCCCCAAGAGCGACGCAUUCACGCCUGAUCCUGCCUACGGCAGUCUUCUGCAACGCUCUGCGCCGGCAUACGGUUUCUCUCUGCAUCACCAGCAUCAGCACCACCAACGCUCGCCUCCGGACAGAGCCGCGCAUCCGUAUUGA